UCCGCGGCCGAGGUCGGCGCUGCCCUCGCCCUCCGGCUGCACCGACUCGGGGCCCACGCCUGGUCCGGUCACCCCGGAAUGGCUGCCACCAGCUCCUGGGCCUCCUGGGCUCCAUGUCCUCAGGACCCUGCCUGGUGCAAGGAGGAGGCCCCCACGGCGGGGAGCAGGGCUGCUGGGCCCCCACAGGCCCCGGAGCAGGAACCGCUGACCUUCCGGGACGUGGCCGUGGACUUCUCCCCGGAGGAGUGGGGGCGGCUGGGCCCUGCGCAGAGGACGCUGUACCGGGACGUGAUGCUGGAGACCUUCGGGCACCUGCUCUCCGUGGGGGCUCCGGUCGCCAAGCCCGAGGUCAUCUCGCUGCUGGAGGCGGGCGCGGAGCCCUGGCGGGUGGCGCAGCCCCGUGCGGGGAGCCCGUGUCCAGAAACGGUGAGAAAUCCUGAAAGUAAAGCGUUGAUCCCAACACGUCGCAUUUUUGAGGAGGAACAAUCCCAUCGCAUGAAGUUGGAACGAUACGUGUGGGAUGACCCUUGGUUCUCCAGGUUAGAAAUUUUGGGAUGUGACGACCAAUUACAGAUGUACCAUGUGAACCAGAGUACAGCGAUGAGGCAGAUGGUCUUCAUACAAAAGCAAGUGCUGUCUCAAAGAGGCUCUGAAUUCUGUGAACUUGGAGCGGAGUGUGGCCAGAGCUUAAACUUCAUUCCCUCUCAGAAAGUUUCUCAACUAGAACAUUUCUAUCAGCCUGAUACACAUGCCGAAAGUUGGAGGUGUAAGUCAGCCAUCACGUAUGCAGAUGAGAUUACCUGUGAAAAUAAUGACUAUGACACAGCCUUCUACCAGUCCAUGCCGCCUGUUCAUCCUUCAAGUAUGCAAACUGGAGAUGCACUUUUCAGACGUUCUGAUGCUGUGAAAUCUUUCAAUCACGUACUGCAUUUUGGUGAUCAUAAGGGAACACACACAGGAGGAAAGCUCUAUGCGUAUAAGGAAUGCCAUCAAAUCUUUAACCAGAGCCCAGCAUGUAUUGAACAUCCAAGACCUCUUACCAGAGAAAACCAGUAUGGUUAUAAAGAAUAUGAGGAUAUCUUCUUCUUCUCGUCCUUUAUGGAGCAUCAGAAUAUUGGCACUGCAGAGAAAGCAUAUAAAUACAACGAAUGGGAGAAAGUCUUUGGGUAUAACUCAUUCCUCACUCAACAUACAAGCACUUACACUGCAGAGAAACCCUAUGAAUACAAUGAAUGUGGGACCUCUUUCAUCUGGAGCUCUUACCUUAUCCAACAUAAGAAAACUCAUACUGGAGAGAAACCUUACGGAUGUGAUAAAUGUGGAAAAGUGUUUAGGAACCGUUCAGCCCUUACUAAACAUGAACGGACUCACACUGGAAUAAAACCCUAUGAAUGUAAUAAAUGUGGGAAAGCCUUCAGCUGGAACUCCCAUCUUAUCGUACACACGAGGAUUCACACGGGAGAGAAACCUUAUGUAUGUAACGAGUGUGGGAAGUCUUUCAACUGGAACUCCCAUCUGAUUGGCCAUCAGAGGACUCAUACCGGAGAAAAACCCUUUGAAUGCACUGAGUGUGGGAAGUCUUUCAGCUGGAGCUCCCAUCUGAUUGCCCACAUGAGGAUGCAUACUGGAGAGAAGCCCUUCAAAUGUGAUGAAUGUGAAAAAGCUUUUAGGGAUUAUUCCGCUCUCAGUAAACAUGAAAGAACUCAUUCCGGAGCAAAACCAUAUAAGUGUACUGAAUGUGGAAAGUCCUUCAGCUGGAGUUCCCACCUUAUCGCCCACCAGAGAACUCACACGGGAGAGAAACCCUAUAACUGUCAGGAAUGUGGCAAAGCAUUCAGAGAACGCUCAGCCCUCACCAAACAUGAAAUAAUUCAUUCUGGAAUUAAGCCCUAUGAAUGUAAUAAGUGUGGAAAAUCCUGUAGCCAAAUGGCUCACCUUGUUAGACAUCAAAGGACUCACACGGGAGAAAAGCCCUAUGAGUGCAAUAAAUGUGGGAAAUCCUUCAGCCAGAGCUGUCACCUUGUUGCCCAUCGGAGAAUUCACACGGGUGAGAAGCCCUAUAAGUGUAAUCAGUGUGAAAGGUCCUUCAACUGCAGCUCUCACCUGAUUGCGCACCGGAGAACUCACACUGGAGAGAAACCAUAUAGGUGUAACGAAUGUGGGAAGGCAUUUAAUGAGAGUUCCUCCCUCAUUGUACAUCUGAGGAACCAUACCGGAGAAAAACCCUACAAAUGUAACCAUUGCGAGAAGGCUUUCUGCAAGAAUUCCUCCCUCAUCAUUCACCAGAGGAUGCACAGCGGAGAGAAGCGCUUUAUCUGCACGGACUGUGGGAAGUCCUACAGUGGCCACUCGGCCCUGCUGCAGCACCAGAGGAGCCACAGCGCAGAGAACGUCUGCGAACGGGACUGACGAGAGAUGUCCUUUCCUUGUACAUUUGAUACUUUGGAAAACACCCUAUAAGUGUAAUCAGGAGGGGUUGUGUUUUAGUGAGCGUUCAGGGAGGCUCUUCCCCUUCCUACUCAAUAGAGACAUCUAGAAGAAACGUAUAAAUGAAAAUGAUAGAGGGAAGCAUAGCAGUUACGUACCCUGAUUUAAUGUCAGGUAAUUACAGUGAAGAAAGAAGGCCCCGCACCUCACGGUCCACCAGGAUCUUGCUGGAGGAACGUGAAUGUAGGGGAUGAGACGCCUUUAGUAAGCGAUCUCAAGGAUUUGUGGGUCAGAGUGCAUCGAUGGAGGAAAGCCUUGUACUAGGAAGUGUUUCAGCUGGAAAUACGCUGUUUUGCAUCGAGCUGGAGUAUUGGAUGGGAAGCUUUAUAAUAACAUUCUGCGUGUAAUUAUGGAAAUACAGAUUUUUCUAUUAGGGGGAGGAUCUGGGUGCCCUUUAAGGAAUAGAAUAUGGAAUACUAACUUUGAAUUUAAGAAAAAAAAUAGUGUUGAAUGGGAUAUUUACUGUUAGUUGAGAUUAACCUUAGAAAAACUAGUAAAUGAGAUUACUAAUGGUGGAAAAGUUAUUUUCUAGAAGUAUGAGGCUGAUGUUGUUGGGACAAAAAGUGACAUUUAAUAUCACAGUGUGUCCAUGUCCAUGGUUUACUCAUUGUUGGAUGUUUGUAAUUUGUUUUAGGCAAUCACUGUAAGUUAUACUUAGAGACACUGCAUCAGAGCACAUACCCUGAAGGAAUAACAAGGACAGAGAGUUGUAUAUAUAUAUGUCUACUAUAACACCUAAAAUUGUGUAUGGAUAAGGACUGGAAAGACCCAUGGAUAAAUUAACCCAGUUAGUUUUUAAAAAUCUUAAAAGUUUUAUAAACACAUACAGCACUUACCACGUGCUGAGCUUUGUUUUAAAUGCUUUUCGGUUAUUAAUGUGUUCAAUCCCCUUAGUUCUAUGAGGUGGGUGCUAUUAUUAUCUCAGUUUUACAAAUGGAGAAACUGAAGCAGAGAUGUUGAGAAGGACACAGCUAGUCCAGAGAGGCCCUGAGAUUGUUCGGCUUCGAGUCCAUGUGUUUAACCACGGUCAUGCCGACUCUCUCCAGCGAUGCCCCCUCGUGUUUUUGCUAUUGUUCAGUGUUUCUAUGGUAGAUAUUUGCUAAUAAAAAUCAAGA
Messenger RNA from Eptesicus fuscus (big brown bat), 3602 nucleotides. It is a transcript of the gene ZNF606, whose product is annotated as zinc finger protein 606. Lineage: Eukaryota; Metazoa; Chordata; Mammalia; Chiroptera; Vespertilionidae. Bases 79 to 2409 code for a protein of 776 amino acids. Gene Ontology annotation, biological process: negative regulation of transcription by RNA polymerase II. The transcript is spliced from 6 exons. The record is from RefSeq and is a predicted model, not a curated record. Gene Ontology annotation, molecular function: DNA-binding transcription repressor activity, RNA polymerase II-specific.